GGAGGCUCAGCAGUCGACUACAACCCGCCUCCUCCGAAAGGACACUCACGGAUAGACUCUACUACUGGACCUGCACACUAGCGGCUUGCGCGCCCGCAUACUCAUAGUCCCGCUCGCACUCGUCUGGGAACAGCUGCAGCAGCCAACUGCGCUCCACGCUCCAAGCUCUCAAGCUCCUCCCGAGUCAUUCAGUGGCGAAUCCUCCACUUGCACCAGCAGACAAUGCAGCGACCAGCCAGAGCGAGCCUCGGCUGCCUGCUGGCCCUCGGCCUGCUCGGCGCGCUCGCGCCGGCCAGCGGCUUCAGCCUCAGCCGGACGCUGCACGACGUCGAGCAGGACAUGGCCGAGGACGCCAACCUCUACUCCCAGGAGCUGCGCCUGGGCGAGGCGUCCGAGCUGGUGGGCGAGCUGCCCGCCGACGCGCGCAAGAACCAUCUGGAGAAGUACGUGACGAUCAAGGAGAGCCCGAGCAGCUACGUGAGCCUGGCCAGGGGGCAGCGGCUGGAGCUCAAGUGCGAGGUGGACGGCAGCCCGCCGCCGCGCGUCUACUGGGUGAUGGGCGAGAACCCGGGCCGACAGGUGGAGCAGCUGGAGCGCGAGAGCGUGGCCGACGUGCCGUACACGGCGAUCGCCCGCGAGCUGUCCAGGCUGACGAUCGACUGCGUGGGCCCGCAGGACCAGAGCCUGAUGCACUGCGUCGGCGUGUCCGGCGACAAGAUAGUCAUCAGCCAGCCAACGGUACUUAACGUCGAAGGCGGCAACUCGACGUGCGACACCGUGGCCAGCGCGCCCGUCAUCACGCGCCACCGGCCGCUCUACUUCUCCGAGAUAGGCUCGACGGUGGUGCUGCCCUGCGAGGCCCAGGGCAAACCGCGACCGCACGUCUACUGGCUGGACGGCGAGGGCAACCCGCUGCUGGACCCGCGCUUCGUCGUGCAGCCCAACGGCAACCUCGUCAUAGCCAACAUCCGCUGGCAGGACAUGGACGGCUACAAGUGCGUCGCCAAGUCGAGCCUCGGCGAGGCCGAGGCCAUCACCUUCCUCUAUCCCGCCGCCAAAUCGGAGUCGGAAAAGAGGAAGGCCAAUGCUCUUUGAGAAGACGAGGACGAGGAUGAGGAGAGAGAGAGAGGAGGCGGCGGCGGCGGCUACGUGCCAACGAUCGCCGCGCGAACGGCUUGCUGCCUCUGAUGCUGCUCCGAAAACGCCGAGGAAGCCGACCGAGCCUCCCAGACCUAGCACGACUAUCCAACUGAUUAUUCUCUGUCUGACGCGCUGUUGAUUCUAGAGCGGCGACGAUAUGCUUAUACUAUUACCGAGACUACGAGACAGUUAACGAGGGAGCGAGCGAGAGAGAAAGAGAGAGCGUGAAACAGAGAUAGAAAACACGACCUACCACAACGACAACCAGCGAUGUUUAUUUAAAGAGAGAUCCCCGACGAUUCUUCAUCUAGUCACUAAACGUUUAUUGCCCGAUCUGCACGAGUUCGGCAAGCAGGCUGCACCCGGUAACUUAAUUCUUUUGCUCUAGUGGCAAACACUUAAUGUACAUUCCGCUUUAGAUAAUAUAUAUAUAUAUAUAUGUAUGUAUAUACAUAUAUAUAUACAUGUUAUAUAUUAUUUUAUUAUAUAUAUUAUUGUAUUAAUAUUGAUUAUUUUUAUUAUUAUAUGGUAUUAAUAUUAUUAUUUGUAAUACGUAAUUGCAUACGUGUAUCGCAAAGGGUCUAGCGGUUACCGAUACUCGGCGGGGGUUCGUAAUCAGUCUAUAUUGUCUCGGUACGCGCUCACGCGUAUAUCAAGUAUUUAGUUGAAGGUAUUUUCUCAGGAUAUCGUGUGCGCGACUCAAUGCAUGACUGCUACAAUAUUUGCUAUUUAAUUAUUAUAUUAUUAUAUUUUGUGUGUAUUUCCGAAAGAGAAAAUUAUAGAGUUGGAUAUUGAGAGAGAGAGAGAGAGAGAGAGAGCGAGAGAGAGAGAGAGAGAAAGCGAGAAAAAAAGUACGGCUCUAGAGAAAAUCUUUUUCCAGAGAGAGAUGUACGCGUAAAACGAGAGUGAGAGAGUGAAAGAGAGCGAAAGAUAGAUUGAUGAUUAUUUUAAUUGAAAAGCAACGAAACUUUUCUCAUACUCGCUAGUUUUUGUCAUUCACCGUUGUUCCUGAAUUUGUAUUUUAAUGACAAAAAUUAUAUUUAAGUUUGAGAAGUAUAUAAAAGUUGACGCUACA
Messenger RNA from Phymastichus coffea, 2215 nucleotides. It is a transcript of the gene ImpL2, whose product is annotated as neural/ectodermal development factor IMP-L2. The record is from RefSeq and is a predicted model, not a curated record. Gene Ontology annotation, cellular component: neuron projection. Bases 223 to 1095 code for a protein of 290 amino acids. The transcript is spliced from 5 exons. Lineage: Eukaryota; Metazoa; Arthropoda; Insecta; Hymenoptera; Eulophidae.